Messenger RNA from Penicillium angulare, 327 nucleotides. RefSeq lists its product as uncharacterized. Bases 1 to 327 code for a protein of 108 amino acids. Lineage: Eukaryota; Fungi; Ascomycota; Eurotiomycetes; Eurotiales; Aspergillaceae. The transcript has 2 exons. The record is from RefSeq and is a predicted model, not a curated record.
AUGUGUUUGGGCCAGAAGGUGCGCCCGUCAGAUUGGACUGGUGGGGAGAAGUUGAAGGGCGUCAUCUGGGGGGGACGAGUGAUCAGUGCAGGACAUCCGUGCAUUGUGCAUCCGCCCUGCUUUCCCGAGGUCUUGCACACGGUAUCUGAUGUUUAUUUCCGUAAUUAUUUUGGAAACGCUCAGAACCAUGGAAUGAGCGGUGGAUCCCCCACGGGCCGGACCACGAAAAUGAAUACCGUCUGUAUCCACCAGGUAGAGUCCAAACAACAACAGAAAAUCACCGUUGCGACAUCUGGGAAGAAGGAGGGAAUGAUUGGAGAGGAAUGA